This is a messenger RNA of Solea senegalensis (Senegalese sole), 1515 nucleotides long. It is a transcript of the gene fam167ab, whose product is annotated as family with sequence similarity 167 member Ab. The record is from RefSeq and is a predicted model, not a curated record. Lineage: Eukaryota; Metazoa; Chordata; Actinopteri; Pleuronectiformes; Soleidae. The coding region runs from base 665 to 1312 and encodes 215 amino acids. The transcript is spliced from 3 exons.
GAAUCAUAUGCAAGUUCAAUUUACUGUCUUUCACGCGGUUGGUGUCUCACGUUAUGUCGGAAAAGAUCAGAGAAGCCUGAAUAAACACAAACGUGUGAGUUCAAUGGGAAGAAGACUUUCAUGCAUCACCCAUGCUUUUUUUUUUUUUAAUGUAAAUGAUUCUAUUUGAAGAAAAUAACAAGUGUGAUUUUUGAGGGACAGUAUGAAAAUAUGUUGUAAAAUGUGUGAACUUUGACAACUUCAUGUCUUGACAUUCUCUCUUUGCAUGUGUUAAAUUAAAUACAGAGAUACAGGGUAUGGUUUCUCUUAAUUCAGUGUGGAAUAAAGUUUAUGGACUCUAACCAAAGAAGUCAUUUGAUUGAACACACAGGGAUCGUGUUUGAUGUUGGAAAACACAUGACAUCUCUCAGCUCUGUUGUUUCCAUGUGUGUGUUGGUGUGUGUUAAUGUAUGCACCUGUUGAUAGAUAUCUACUUGCUCCCUCUGUUAUAAUCAGUUUGGCCUGUAUUGGCGGUUAAGUUGCAUUAUUAAGUUUCCGUCGCCAUAAUGCAGGAAUCCAAUAUGCCUGUGUAAUUUUUAUAACUUUUGUGUUAUCUCUUUGAGUUAACCCGGGACCCUGCAAAUGAUAUUCUCACGUACUGCCGAUUGAAAUUCAGCACCUGUGAAUGGGACUGCCUCAAAGCAGAUUGAUGAUGGAUGACCUCUCACCUCCUCACAUCACUGUGGUGGUCUCGGAAAGUGCUGAAUGUGAAGAGGAGGAAAUGUCAAAAGAUGACCACCUCAUGACCCUGAAGGCCUUGACAGAGAAACUCAGACUGGAGACCAGGAGGCCUUCUUAUCUGGAGUGGAAAGCAAGGCUGGAGGCAGAGAGCUUCAGAAAGACGGGGACUGGAAAAGGCCAGAUUCGACGGGAGGCCGACGGGAACCUAGCAGCACCUAAGGAGGGCGCGGUGAUCUCUGACGUGUCUGAGCGUCGAAAGCUGUCGUCUGGUGUGCUGAAAGGAUUCGGGAACAUUGACGACGCUCUCAGUUGGCUCAGGAAGGAACUGACCGACAUGCGCUUGCAGGACCAGCAGCUGGCGAGGCAGCUCAUGCGGCUCCGGAGCGACAUCAACAAGCUGAAGAUCGAGCAGACGUGUCACCUGCACCGGAGGAUGCUCAACGACGCCACCUUUGGCCUGGAGGAGCGCGACGAGCUGUCUGACCUGCUGUGCGAGUGUCCAGUGACCCCGGGCCUCGGCCUCUCGGCCCCGCUGAGACUCAUCGGUGUCACAAAGAUGAACAUUCACUCUCGCCGCUUCUCGCUCUGCUAGUGGCUCUCGGGUCUCGAUAGUGUGACACUUGUCCUCGGUGCAGCGCGUCAUGUGUUAGAUAGUAGUGACACUCACUCACUUUGCGUUGUUUUGAGGCCAGUUUUAGACCUUUAGACCAGGACUAUUCACUUCCCACACAUCAAUAUGUGUAAAAAGGUACACAGUAUUAGCUGUAACUAUUUUAAAUAAAAAAAUUAACAUCU